Messenger RNA from Condylura cristata (star-nosed mole), 2089 nucleotides. It is a transcript of the gene ABL1, whose product is annotated as ABL proto-oncogene 1, non-receptor tyrosine kinase. The transcript is spliced from 12 exons. The record is from RefSeq and is a predicted model, not a curated record. Gene Ontology annotation, molecular function: ATP binding; protein binding; protein tyrosine kinase activity. Gene Ontology annotation, biological process: regulation of apoptotic process; protein phosphorylation. The coding region runs from base 29 to 2089 and encodes 686 amino acids. NCBI's taxonomy places the organism in Eukaryota, Metazoa, Chordata, Mammalia, Eulipotyphla, Talpidae.
CGCCGGCCCGACGCCGCGGCGCGCGAAAAUGUUGGAGAUCUGCCUGAAGUUGGUGGGCUGCAAAUCCAAGAAGGGGCUCUCCUCGUCCUCCAGCUGCUACCUGGAAGAAGCCCUGCAGAGGCCAGUGGCGUCCGACUUCGAGCCCCAGGGUCUGAGCGAGGCGGCUCGAUGGAACUCCAAGGAAAACCUUCUCGCUGGUCCCAGUGAAAAUGACCCCAACCUUUUCGUUGCGCUGUAUGAUUUUGUGGCCAGUGGGGACAACACUCUAAGCAUAACUAAAGGUGAAAAGCUCCGGGUCUUAGGCUACAAUCACAAUGGAGAGUGGUGUGAAGCGCAAACCAAAAAUGGCCAAGGCUGGGUCCCCAGCAACUACAUCACGCCGGUCAACAGCCUGGAGAAGCACUCCUGGUACCACGGGCCGGUGUCCCGCAACGCCGCCGAGUACCUGCUGAGCAGCGGCAUCAACGGCAGCUUCCUGGUGCGCGAGAGCGAGAGCAGCCCCGGCCAGCGGUCCAUCUCGCUGCGCUACGAGGGCCGGGUGUACCACUACAGGAUCAACACCGCGUCCGACGGCAAGCUCUACGUGUCCUCAGAGAGCCGCUUCAACACGCUGGCCGAGCUGGUGCACCACCAUUCCACCGUGGCCGACGGGCUCAUCACCACCCUCCACUACCCAGCCCCCAAGCGCAACAAGCCCACGGUCUACGGCGUGUCCCCCAACUACGACAAGUGGGAGAUGGAGCGCACGGACAUCACCAUGAAGCACAAGCUGGGAGGAGGCCAGUACGGGGAGGUGUACGAGGGCGUGUGGAAGAAGUACAGCCUGACGGUGGCCGUGAAGACCUUGAAGGAGGACACCAUGGAGGUGGAAGAGUUCUUGAAAGAAGCAGCAGUGAUGAAGGAGAUCAAGCACCCUAACCUGGUGCAGCUCCUGGGGGUCUGCACCCGGGAGCCCCCCUUCUACAUAAUCACCGAGUUCAUGACCUACGGGAACCUGCUGGACUACCUGCGCGAGUGCAACCGGCAGGAGGUGACCGCGGUGGUGCUGCUGUACAUGGCCACUCAGAUCUCGUCCGCCAUGGAGUACCUGGAGAAGAAAAACUUCAUCCACAGAGAUCUAGCCGCCCGCAACUGCCUGGUGGGGGAGAACCACUUGGUGAAGGUGGCCGACUUCGGCCUGAGCAGGCUCAUGACGGGGGACACGUACACCGCCCACGCCGGGGCCAAGUUCCCCAUCAAGUGGACGGCGCCCGAGAGCCUGGCCUACAACAAGUUCUCCAUCAAGUCCGACGUCUGGGCGUUUGGAGUGUUGCUUUGGGAGAUUGCCACCUACGGCAUGUCGCCUUACCCUGGAAUUGACCUGUCCCAGGUGUAUGAGCUGCUGGAGAAGGACUAUCGCAUGGAGCGCCCGGAGGGCUGCCCCGAGAAGGUCUACGAGCUCAUGCGCGCCUGCUGGCAGUGGAACCCCUCGGACCGGCCCUCCUUUGCAGAGAUCCACCAGGCCUUUGAGACCAUGUUCCAGGAGUCCAGCAUCUCCGACGAGGUGGAGAAGGAGCUGGGGAAGAAGGGCGCGCGCGGGGCGGCGGGCGCCUUGCUGCAGGCCCCGGAGCUGCCCACCAAGACCAGGACCUCCAGGAGAGCGGCCGAGCACAGGGACGCCGCCGACGCGCCCGAGACGCCCCAGGCCAAGGGCCCGGGAGACCCCGAUGCUGUGGACCACGAGCCGGCGGUGUCUCCGCUGCUCCCUCGGAAGGAGCGGGGUCCCCAGGACGGCAGUCUGAACGAAGACGAGCGCCUUCUCCCCAAAGACAAAAAGACCAACUUGUUCAGCGCCCUGAUCAAGAAGAAGAAGAAGACAGCUCCAGCCCCCCCCAAACGCAGCAGCUCCUUCCGGGAGAUGGACGGCCAGCCCGAGCGCAGGGGGGCCGCCGAGGACGAGAGCAACGGGGCGCCGGCACCCCCGGCUGGCGUGGGCGAGGUGGCCGCCCGAGAGCCACGCCUGCUGGGCAUCGCGGCCCUGCUGGGGUCAGGCGCCCGGCCGGCCCAGGCGGCCACCCCUCUGGCUCCAGAGGCCUCCCCCUGCCUUUGA